UGUAAUGGGUCCAACGUCCAAGCUUAAGAUUCCUUCUCAAACGUUCAAUUCUACUUUUUGAGAUGCUAAUAAAACUCUACAAACACUGCUACAACUUUCUUCCCCACUCCUCCCAUCAUCUUCAUCUGAUUCUCCAUUCUCAACCAUCCAUUACCCUUUUACCUCCUUCCAAACCCUCCUCCCAUGGAAGCUCUCAUCUCCCAGUUCACUUUCCUCUCCGAUCAAGCUCUCCACGACAAGAAUUUCGACCCCUCCACCAUUGAAGACCUCAUGAAGCUCUUCGAGAUCGAAGCGUACAAGUCCUGGGCUGCCAUCGAGCUCCAACACCAGAAUGAAGUUCAAGACGCUGAGAUCGCGAUGCAGCAGGCUGAGGAUUACCUCGAUUCCGUCAUGGAAGAUGCCAUGGAUGAGUUCAGACGUUUCGAAGAGGAGUUUGAUCGGAUGGCUGAAGCUGAGCUACAACAACUCCUUGAUAAGUCUGAGAAGGCUCGCAAGAUGGGUAGUUUGAUGGAGAAAGCUGCGUCGGUUGCUUCUAAGAGGUAUAUGGAGGCAGCUAUGAAUUCUGCCACUGCUUCCAUGAGAUCUGCCUGGAAGGCUAUUUCUUCCAAUAAGGUUCAUCCUUCCUGAAGCUGCUCUUUUCAUUUUCAUUUCUUGUUGAAUUGCAAUCUAUUUAUCUUUUCAAUGUUGGAUCAAAACCCAGUUUUAAAAGCCUUUUACUUGUACUCUACUUUUAGAAAGACAAGGAAUUAUCUCCAUAAAUUGUACAAUUAAUGCAUAAAUAACUACUUCCAUUACGUUCAAAUAUGAUAACACUUUCAGAA
Molecule: messenger RNA, 821 nt
Organism: Cucumis sativus (cucumber)
Lineage: Eukaryota; Viridiplantae; Streptophyta; Magnoliopsida; Cucurbitales; Cucurbitaceae
Exons: 1
Coding region: 184-627 (147 amino acids)
Source: RefSeq, a predicted model, not a curated record